This is a messenger RNA of Ochlerotatus camptorhynchus, 2487 nucleotides long. It is a transcript of the gene Ssrp, whose product is annotated as structure specific recognition protein. Gene Ontology annotation, biological process: regulation of chromatin organization. Bases 162 to 2297 code for a protein of 711 amino acids. The transcript has 4 exons. Gene Ontology annotation, cellular component: nucleus; FACT complex. Lineage: Eukaryota; Metazoa; Arthropoda; Insecta; Diptera; Culicidae. Gene Ontology annotation, molecular function: histone binding; DNA binding; nucleosome binding. The record is from RefSeq and is a predicted model, not a curated record.
AACAAUCCCUUGUGCGUAAUUUUCGUAUUUUUUAGCGGCAUUGCGUCGUGUGUGCGUCGUAUUCAAAGUUUUUCCUGUUUGAUUCUGGUGAAAAAGACGGACCAUAUUCCGAUUGUGUACCCCAGAAGCGAUAAAACUAGCAGGAACAGUUCGAGACCACGAUGGAUUUCUUAGAGUACUCAUCCAUUAGCUCGGAAGUCCGGGGAGCGAUGUGCUCCGGUAAGCUGAAGAUGACUGAUACGUCGAUCGUUUUCAAGAACGAAAAAACCGGAAAGGUGGAACAGAUCAACGCAUCGGACAUUGAACUGAUCAACUUUCAGAAGUUUGUUGGCAGUUUCGGAUUGAGGGUGUUUAUGAAGAAUGGGCUGCUUCAUAGGUUCAUUGGAUUCACCGGGGAUGAGCAGAAGAUUGCGGACUUUGUGAAGAAAAACUACAAGCUGGAUAUGCUGGAGAAAGAGCUUUCGAUGAGAGGCUGGAACUGGGGUACGGUUCACUUCAAGGGGAGUGUGCUUUCGUUUGACGUGGAGAGCAAAACCAGCUUCGAAAUUCCGCUGAAUCAUGUCUCGCAGUGUAACAGCGGCAAGAACGAGGUGACGGUGGAAUUCCAUCGGAAUGAUGACGCUCCGGUGAGCCUGAUGGAGAUGCGCUUCCACAUUCCCACGUCGGAGUCGGUGGAAACGGAUCCGGUGGAAGCCUUCCAGGAGCAGGUUAUGAAGCAAGCUUCGGUCAUCUCCGCUACCGGCGAUGCGAUUGCCAUCUUCCGAGAGAUUCACUGUCUUACGCCGCGUGGUCGCUACGAUAUUAAAGUAUUCCAGAGCUUCUUCCAGCUGCACGGUAAGACGUACGAUUUCAAGAUUCCGACGUCGUCGGUGUUGCGACUGUUCCUGCUUCCACACAAGGACAAUCGACAGAUGUUUUUCGUCAUUUCGUUGGAUCCUCCGAUCAAGCAGGGUCAGACGCGGUACCACUUCUUGGUGACGCUGUUCCAGAUGGACGAAGAAACGAAUAUCGAGCUGCCGUUUACGGAGGAGGAGCUAAAGGAGAAAUACGAGGAUAAACUGACCAAGGAACUGGCCGGACCGGUGUAUGAAGUGCUGGGCAAGAUCAUGAAGGUUAUCAUUAACCGGAAGCUGACCGGACCGGGGACUUUUAUUGGUCACUCGGGAACUCCAGCGAUCGGUUGCUCGUACAAGGCCGCCGCCGGUUAUCUGUACCCACUGGAGCGAGGUUUCAUCUACGUGCAUAAACCACCGGUUCACAUUCGGUUCGAGGAAAUCCAGUCGGUUAACUUUGCCCGUAGCGGUGGAUCGACUAGGAGUUUCGAUUUCGAAAUCGAACUGAAAACUGGAACCAUCUACACGUUCAGCAGCAUCGAGAAGGAGGAGUACGGCAAGCUGUUCGAUUUCAUCUCGUCGAAGAAGUUGCACGUCAAGAACACCGGCAAGGAUGGCAAGAACAACUACAAGGAGGACUUUGCCGAUUCGGACAACGAGGUCGAACCGGAUGCCUAUCUGGCGCGCGUCAAGGCCGAAGCAAAGGAACGGGACGAUGACGACGAUGGAAGCGAAUCGGAGGAAUCGACUGAUGAGGACUUCAACCCCAAUCAGCAGGAAUCGGACGUUGCCGAAGAGUUUGACUCGAAUGUGGAAUCCACAUCGGAUGAAGAUUCCGAAGGUGGCGACGGCGGUGGCUCGGAUGGUGCUGUAAAGCAGAAGAAGGAGGAGAAAAAGAAAGAGAAGAAGGAAAAGAAGAAAGAGCGGAAGGAGAAGCCCAAGAAGUCCAAAUCCGGAGGGCCGAAACGUCCGGCGACGGCUUUCAUGAUAUGGUUGAACGCCACUCGGGAGAGCAUUAAGAAGGAAACUCCUGGAAUCUCGGUAACGGAGAUCGCCAAGAAGGGAGGCGAAAUGUGGAAGGAAAUGAAGGACAAAUCCGAGUGGGAGUCUCGGGCGGCGAAGGCAAAGGAAGAGUAUGUAGAAGCAAUGAAGGUCUACAAGGCAUCGGUAGGUGCUGGCAGUGGCGACGAAGCCGACAAGAGCACGUCCGCCGUGAAGAGGAAGAAGGAAACCUCUUCGCCGAUGAAGGGUGGCAGCUUCAAGAGCAAGGAGUACAUCUCGGACGAUGACUCGAGCAGUGAGGACGAUAAGAAGGAUUCCAAGAAGGCGAAGAAGGGUGACGAUAAGGGCAAGAAGGCCGGCGAUGGGAAGAAGAAAUCUGAGAAAACCGAAUCGGAGCCUGAAUCGGAAGCAGCUGGCAGUGGAUCCGAGGAGGAGGAGGAGGACGAUGCGGGCAGUGAUUGAGUUGCCAAGCAUUCGCAGGCAAGUAUCUACCUACCUAUCUCUUCAGCUACACCUUUUCUCGGCUCGUUAUUGAUUAUUUGAGUUGGAAUCAAUCCUAAGGAUUAGUAUUAGGGAGCACAUAAUCGUUUUACUGUAUCGAAUAAGGUUAUAUAAAUAAGAUAACAAUGAUGAUUUACCUGUACAAAUUCUG